This is a messenger RNA of Quercus lobata, 3202 nucleotides long. RefSeq names its product DNA (cytosine-5)-methyltransferase CMT2-like. Lineage: Eukaryota; Viridiplantae; Streptophyta; Magnoliopsida; Fagales; Fagaceae. Gene Ontology annotation, biological process: negative regulation of gene expression via chromosomal CpG island methylation. Bases 1 to 2919 code for a protein of 972 amino acids. Gene Ontology annotation, cellular component: nucleus. The transcript is spliced from 23 exons. The record is from RefSeq and is a predicted model, not a curated record. Gene Ontology annotation, molecular function: chromatin binding; DNA (cytosine-5-)-methyltransferase activity; DNA binding.
AUGUCAAAAGAACCAAGGAAUCCAAAUCGCAACUGUUUUGCAGAAGAUGAUAAUGCAAGAAUAGAUGUUGCGGAGGAAGAAAUGGCUUAUCUACCUAGAGGUAUUUCUCUUUUUAGCUUUAAGUUUGAAAUUAGCUCUACUGGAUCAAAGCUUGUUGAUGUUACAGCUACAAAGAUCCUUCCUAUGGAUAGCUCGUUUAUUUUACUUGCUAUGGAAGUUGAGCGUAUAAUGAGCAAAAUUCCAGAAGGUCAGAGCUUAACAUUAAAUGCCAAUGAAGAAGAAGAAGCUGUUUUGAAAGUAGUUGACUCUACUUCCAGUGGAUUUUCUACAUUAGAUGAGCUGCCUUCCAACAUGAGUAUAAUACCCUCUUCUGAAAAAUUUAAUUUGGAUGAAAAAUGCUUGAGACAAUCUCUGAAAGAAACAACAUCUUUGUUUGAGGAUGAAAAUGGAAAAAAGGAAUGUUCUUUUGUUGAUUCGACUGAGUCAGGUGAGAAACGGUGUUCAAAGAGAUUUAAGGCCACAGCUUCUUUAGAGGAGAAACGCAAAAAGGGCAAAAAUAUGUCUUCCUUUAUUGGUGAUCCAAUUCCUGAUGAUGAAGCUCAAGAAAGGUGGCGUUGGCGUUAUGAAAUGAAGAGUCAAAGAUCCAAUAGUCAUCACUUAAACUUUGAUGAGGAUGAAGAAGAUAAGAUAAUUUGGAAUGUGCAAUGCCAUUAUGCUCAAGCUAAAGUUGACAAUUGCAUAUUCAGUCUUGGAGAUUGUGCAUAUAUAAUGGGUGAUGGUGGGCAAAAACAUGUAGGUAGGAUCUUGGAAUUUUUCAAAACAACUGAUGUAGAACAUUAUUUCAGAGUCCAGUGGUUUUACAGAGUUGAAGACACAGUUAUCCAAGAUGAGGGUGGUUUUCAUGACAAGAGGCGUCUGUUCUACUCUACAAUAAUGAAUGAUAAUUUGCUGGAUUGUAUUAUUUCAAAAGUCACUGUUAAGCAAAUAACACCUAAGGUAGGUUUAAGAUCGAACUCUAUUCCGAGGAUUGACUUCUAUUAUGAUAUGGAGUACUGUGUUGAUUAUACCACAUUUCGCUCUUUGGUAAUUGAUAAUUCUGUUAAGAGUCACAAUGUAUCAUCACCUGAUGGCAUUAAGUCUGUCCAUACAAUGGCCACCAGAACUUUUUUGGAGAAUGUACCCAAUUGUGAAACACAUGGAGCUGACUUAGUACUAUUAGAUCUUUUUUCUGGUUGCGGUGGGAUGUCAACUGGAUUGUGCCUUGGUGCCAAACUUUCUGGUGUUAAUCUUGCAGCGAGAUGGGCCCUUGAUUGUGAUAAAUCUGCAUGUAAAAGUUUGAAACUCAAUCAUCCAGAUACACACGUCAGGAAUGAAACUGCUGAGGAUUUUCUAGAACUAUUGAAGGAAUGGGAAAAGCUAUGUAGACGUUAUAAGGUCAGUGAUGUAGGAAGAACACGUCAAUCAAGGGCUGAGACCUUAAGAUCACACAAAAGUGAUGAAAAUUCUAGUGAUGAUGAGUUUUCCUCUGGUGAAUAUGAAGUUUCUAGACUAGUUGAUAUUUGCUAUGGUAAUCCCAAUAGGAAAGGCAAGCGUGGAUUACAUUUUAAGGUGCAUUGGAAGGGUUAUAGUGCAAGUGAAGACACAUGGGAACCAGUAGAAGCAUUAAGUAAUUGCCAAGAAAGGAUACAGGAUUUUAUUUGGAAUGGGCUGAAAUUGAAAAUCUUGCCACUGCCAGGUGACGUUGAUGUUAUUUGUGGGGGUCCUCCUUGCCAAGGAAUAAGUGGUUAUAAUCGGUUUAGAAACAUUGAUUCCCCAUUAGCUGAUGAUAGAAAUCGUCAAAUUGUAGUCUUCAUGGAUAUAGUGGAAUUUUUAAAGCCCAAGUUUGUCUUGAUGGAAAAUGUCAUUGACAUUUUGAGAUUUGACAAGGCUUCUCUUGGAAGAUAUGCAUUAAGCCGUUUGGUACAUAUGAAUUACCAAGCAAGGCUUGGAACAAUUGCUGCCGGCUGUUUUGGUCUUCCGCAAUUUCGCUUGCGUGUAUUCUUGUGGGGUGCUCAUCCUAGUGAGAAACUACCCCCAUUUCCGCUUCCAACACAUGAUGUGAUUGUUAGAUAUUGGCCUCCACCUGAGUUUGAGCGCAAUACUGUUGCUUUGGAUGAAGACCAACCUCGUGUUCUAGAAAAGGCGCUUGUUCUUCAAGAUGCCAUCUCUGAUCUUCCUCAGGUAACAAGCUUUGAAACUCGUGAAGAAAUGUCAUACCAAAAACCUCCAGAAACUGAUUUUCAAAGAUAUAUAAGGUCAACUAGAGACGAGAUGACUGGCUCGACAUUAGAUGACUCUAAAAUAAAACAAUUACUCUACGACCAUCGGUCUUACCCGCUGGGUGAAGAUGAUUACCUACGUGUUUGCCAAAUACCAAAAAGAAAAGGAGCAAAUUUUCGGGACCUUCCUGGUGUAGUUGUAGGAACUGACAAUGUGGUUCGGCGGGAUGCAACAGAACAACCACUGUUGCCAUCUGGAAAGCCAUUGGUACCAGAUUAUGCCUUUACCUUUGAGCAAGGGAGGUCCAAAAGGCCAUUUGCAAGGUUAUGGUGGGAUGAGACAGUACCCACUGUAAUAACUUUCCCAAGCUGUCACAAUCAGGCAGCAUUACAUCCAGAACAGGACCGAAUCCUCACUUUAAGGGAAUAUGCAAGGUUGCAAGGCUUUCCUGAUUAUUAUAGAUUCUGUGGCACAAUUAAAGAAAGGUACUGUCAGAUUGGAAAUGCAGUUGCUGUUCCCGUUGCACGAGCCUUAGGAUAUGCCAUGGGAUUAGCAUUUAGAAAGCUAAUUGGGGAUGAACCACUCAUGACUCUUCCCCCAAAGUUCUCUCAUUCUAAUUAUCAUCAAUUGGUGAAGUCCCUAUCUGAUGAGAGUCUCUAGUAUUCAUUCUUUACCCCCUUCCUUUGACCUUAUAAAUUGUGUCAUUUUUUAUUCAUUAACCUUGAACCUUUGUUUUGUAAUUUGCGGAAUUGUUUUAAAAAAAUUUCUUGCUGAGCCCUAUUGUUGUUCAUCAAUGUAAACUGGUUCCAGCAAGGCAUCCUCCAUUCGCUUUCAAUUUAAAUAUGGUGAAAUGCGUGAUUGUGUAUCACCAUAAACAUUGUUAUUUGAGCAACUUAAUCUAAAUGGAAGAUGUGAAUAAAACCACUUAUGUACAAAUUUGUCA